Molecule: messenger RNA, 1086 nt
Organism: Exophiala xenobiotica
Lineage: Eukaryota; Fungi; Ascomycota; Eurotiomycetes; Chaetothyriales; Herpotrichiellaceae
Exons: 2
Coding region: 1-1086 (361 amino acids)
Source: RefSeq, a predicted model, not a curated record
AUGCCCUGCGCGUUAAGUUCAUCCUUCCUCCGACUACGCUUCGCCUUGACCCUCCUCCUGAUAACUCAUUCACAACCGACGCGAUCAGUUUCGAGUAGUGGACCUCAGAAUUACUUUGUCUUUCCUCCGAACCAAGGAGAUUUUCCAGACGGCAUUAUGACCUACACAUUCGAAUAUGGCUCUACACCGAAUUUCGAAUGGGUCAUGAACGUCUCCUCUGGCAUUCAUCUCAUACUUUGCUACGACGAAUGCACCCAUACGAACUACAUCCUCUUGAAUACUUCACCCCUCGACGAGUUCGCGGGUCCUCUGACGUUUCCUGACAACAUCUUCCCCUUUCGUUACACUUCGGGCUUCUAUCUAGAGCUUAUGGAUGAUCUGACCGACUAUGCUAUCGCUUACUCGAUGAACUUCACCAUCGUCCCUGCGGGCACGCUUUCAAGCAUGUCCUCCGAGGCUGCAACAACCAUACCAUCGAGUCUUUCAAUCACGUCCUCCAAAGCGGCAACAUCCAGCCCAACGAGUUCCGCCCCUGAAACAACUACAAGCAGCAUUUUUUCUGCCAGCUCAGUACAAAGUUCAACCAGGACAGCAGACACUACCAAUACUGCUGCAACUUUUGAUGCGACCCCGUCCUCAAGAACUAGCACUUCAUCCUCCCCCAGUCCAACCAGCGCACCGUCUUCGACCGGUGCAGCUGCCUCCGACCGGCCCUCUUCCUGCCCAGACUGUCAAGAAACAGGAACAUCAAGCGAACCAACUAUAUCUGGCAAGACGCUCAAUCUGAUAAUCGGCCUGGUUUGCGGCACUACGGCCGCCGUCAUCGCAGUCGCAGCAUUCCUGCUGCUACGCAGAUAUCGACGCAGACGUCAAGAACGAGGGAAAGAGCAGAAGGUUGAGAUCCCACAGUGCACUGGAAGGCCCCACGAAAGAAGCAACAACAACUCAUACACGAGUCUUCCUCCCUGGAACCUGUCCGAGGAAGCCACAUACGGAUUCCGAAGCCCGUCAUCCUGGCAAGUCUCAAAUCAUCACUCCGUGGCAGAACUCCCAGCUCAAAGUCGCGUAGCGGAACUGCCUGGCUGA